Messenger RNA from Homalodisca vitripennis (glassy-winged sharpshooter), 1614 nucleotides. Its product is annotated as WD repeat-containing protein 74. The transcript is spliced from 7 exons. Bases 306 to 1580 code for a protein of 424 amino acids. The record is from RefSeq and is a predicted model, not a curated record. NCBI's taxonomy places the organism in Eukaryota, Metazoa, Arthropoda, Insecta, Hemiptera, Cicadellidae. Gene Ontology annotation, cellular component: nucleolus; preribosome, large subunit precursor. Gene Ontology annotation, molecular function: protein binding. Gene Ontology annotation, biological process: ribosomal large subunit biogenesis.
AUUCCAUUUCUCCCACGUGUUUACGAUGUUCACCACCUCUGUACAUAGUGUGUGUCAGUGUGUUGUUGAUACGAUUCUAACCUAACUUUUUGGGAAUGGGAUCAGACUUUAAUUUAUAAAGUCUCUAAAGUUAAAUAAACGUCAGUAAAAGUGUACUUACCUUGUAACCAGGAAAAAACUUGGCUUUAAAUUAUAGGAUUUGUAAUACACUCGUGAUUAUUAUUACUUGCAAAGUAUAAUAGAUACUAAAAAUUUGAGUUACAAAAUAUUAUAUUGAUUCAAACUAAAAUUUAGAGUUAGGACCCAUGGAUUUUCAAGUUUUCGUUGGUGGGUUGUCCGGAGUUUUUAAAGGUUUAAAAAUAUCUCACAACAAGGGUGUUCACAAUGUGAAAAAUCUGCAAAAAUUAAAAGAAAUCACCCAGAGGAAUGAAGUGACCGUUCUGAACUGGGCAGACAAGCUGGAGAGUGAAAUAUUGAUUGGCUACGGAAGUCAGCUGGUGAAAAUAUUUGAUCUGAACACCAACACUUUUACGUACAGUGAAGAAAAGAAAGUUGGAGAUGGUUCGAUAUGUGGAAUAUUCAAGUUAAAUGAGUCGCUGGUGACAGCGGUAGAGUCGGGUGUGGUGAAAGUAUGGAAGGAGAACAGCACAGUGCUGGACACUGGAGGACCACUGAGCCGCAUGAGGCAGAGCCCCAGCCAGGAGACCAUCAUUGGCACAGGGGGGAAAGAGAAUGACCUGAAACUGUGGGACCUGGAGACGGGGAAAACUACGUUUCAAGCAAAAAAUGUACGCCAUGACGAGUUGGAACUUAGGGUGCCUGUGUGGGUGAUGGACUUAGCAUUCAAGCCCAACUCCAGCCAAGUAGCCGUGGCCACCAGAUACGGCCAUGUCAGACUGUACGACCCCUCAACUCCUACCAGACGACCUGUCUGUCAGGUCACAGCCAAGGAUCUGAGUUUCACCUGUAUUGCCAAUGCACCAAAGGAGAACCAUGUAGUGGUGGGCUGUACGACGGGCAACAUGUACUUGGUAGACCUGCGCGGCAAGGGCCUGCUGCUCAACAAGUACCGAGGGUUCAUGGGUAGCGUGCGUCAGGUCGCAUGUCCCACGACGGAGCCGUACAUUCUCAGUGUCAGCCUUGACCGUCACUUCCGUGUGCACCAUCUCAACACCAAACAGCUAUUGUUUAAGGAAUACAUGCAGUCUCGAUUAUCAGGCUUACUUGUCAAGUCAAGUUUUACAAUGGAAGAUGUAAAGGAAGAGAGCGUGGAGGGUAAAGAGGAGUGUAAAGAAGAAGGCGAAGUAGAUGAAGAGUAUGAAAAUAUGUUUGAUCAAAUGGAAGUGAUAACUGAUAAACAGAAUAUUGAAGAAGAGAGGCCAAGAAAGAAACAGAAAACAAAAAGUAGCAAAAGUGUAACAGAGGAUAAAAUUGAAGAUAAUGGUCAACCAAACUCUGAAGAGGAUACAGAAGAUGUAACUGAAAAUCCAAACAAGUCAGAAAAAAGAACAAGAUCGUCAACCAGAUGUAAAACAAAACGGUUAAAAAAACAAACAUCUGAAGUCAUUGUUGUUAACUAGUGAUUUUGUUAAUAAUUAAAUAUAUUGUAAGAUA